Molecule: messenger RNA, 876 nt
Organism: Mixia osmundae IAM 14324
Lineage: Eukaryota; Fungi; Basidiomycota; Mixiomycetes; Mixiales; Mixiaceae
Exons: 1
Coding region: 1-876 (291 amino acids)
Source: RefSeq, a predicted model, not a curated record
AUGGUCUCCAAAGAGCCCAUGACGGCCGCCCAGCUGAACAUGCUCUUUGACACGCUGUAUGGGUUGUGCAAGGACCCCAAGCCUCAGCGCCCUACGGCAGCCAUAUACGAGCAAGUGCAUCAAUCUCUCAGCAGCACGCCAGAGUUUCAAGCGGGAUGCCCGGCAGUUCGCCGCUUGAUGAGCCAGGUCAAAUACCGCAAAUUCAUCUACGAUGCCGUCACCAAGCUACGUACCGAGAUACGAUACGACAUCGAGACCGGCACAACUUCACAAGCGUCAUUCGAGGCUGCUUGUGCUCGCGCAGGCGUAGUCAGAUCGAGCUUGGGAACGAUCAGAUUCGACGGCAUGGCGCCGAAAUGGCAAGCGAUCUGGGCCUCUCUCUCCGCUCUCGGUCACUUGCUCUCCACUCUGCACGAUCAGCAAGAGGUCGAGGACGAAGAAGUAUCAGUCGAUAGCUGCAUCAGCGAUGGAGCUUCCAUACUCUCCUCAGAGACACGCACACGCUCAUCCUCACCCACCUUGGUCGAUCUGUCCAUUUGCGAGCCCGUCACCUUCCCGCCUGCAACUCCGCCGCACCUCAAGUACGAUGCUAGUCAACCGCUACGUUCGAGGGUCACUCCAGGCCUUGGCGCUCUAGAGCAAUUCGGCUUUGUGGUCUCGCAUAUCACUCAGUGGACCGUCAUAGAUACAUGGCUUGCAUCAGACCGACUCAUCCGCCUCUUCGUCACUGCAUACCGAUCAGAGUCACUCGCCAAUGCCAUGCUCACCUUGCUUGACUUACAUGACCCCGACCUCAUCAUGACCUCGCUCGAAACGAUCCUCAGACUGGCAAACGAGGCGGAUUCGGUCCGCUGUUCGACAGAGACUCAUCCAUAA